Molecule: messenger RNA, 3048 nt
Organism: Lineus longissimus
Lineage: Eukaryota; Metazoa; Nemertea; Pilidiophora; Heteronemertea; Lineidae
Exons: 2
Coding region: 352-2235 (627 amino acids)
Molecular function (GO): glycosyltransferase activity
Source: RefSeq, a predicted model, not a curated record
UUGUAGGAGACAGGACCAUGUUCGUAUUGAUCUCAGAUACAGUACUAACUCUAGGCACAUCAGACCAGGAUACAUCAAGGUCUCAUAUUGUACAAAUUGAAGCUUGUGAAAGUAUAUAACAGCUAUCUAGUUUAUAUCAUAUCAACAUUACUUUGACUUUCCGAGUGCCACCCUUAUGAUCCACUUAUCUGUGUCAUCGUCAUUACAGCUGGCAACGUGUCCAAGUCACACUACUAAAACACCAAGGCAUGAGUUCGGCAGAGAUUCUGGUCAAACCACGUAACGGAUGACACCAAACCAGAGGCAAUCCACUGGAUAUUACUUUGAGGAAUAUCGAACCAAUUGCAGACAAUGAAGCUGCAGUAUCGUUUCCUCAUUGUACUGGCUACGCUGAUGUCCAUGUCGGUCCUCUUCUUCGAACAUCAGCUACUCAAGACAAGGAGGAGACUACUAACACCAAGGCUCUUUCUGCAUGACCUCCAAGAUGUCGAUGACACGUUCAAAUCUGGAAACGUCAUCAAGUCAAUCAUGGAAAUAAACAGUAGAAAGGUGGUGAAGGUGAGGGGGCAUCCAACAGAUAGGUUAAGCGACAUCGACCAUGACGGGAACAUGGGCUUUCCCGACCAUCAUACGGGACCAAUGAUGAAAACACUGAAAACCAUUCAAGAGCAAACAACCCAUUUCAUCGACAAGUUUCAUAACAACGUGAAAAUGGCCGACACAUUACGAAAGGAUAUCAUUACGAGAUUUUCUGGCAAAGCAGAUGUGAUGGUCAAACAGGAUUUCGCUGGGAUUGGUCAUUCAAAGAUCAAUACGAAACAAACAGAAAGCAUCGUUUAUUUGGAACCUACUCGUGGCAUCAAAGGUCGCAACUCUGGUCAACUGAAAAUGACAUUGAACAAAGCUGACAGUAGUAAGCUUCAAAAACUCAGUAAUGUUGGGUGUGAGGUCAUAGAUGACCGGACUAGAACUAAUAUUUCGACGCCUUUUAAGAUCUAUGUGUACGACAUGCCAGCCAAGUUUACAGCCAAAGCGAUUGACUGUAUCAAGACAUCGCAUCACGCUGACUGCAUGGAUCUUGGAAGCUGCGGUAUUGGGACGGAACUGAAUAAAGAUGAUAUCUUAUCGAUCCACAACUCACACCAGUUUUCACUAGAGGUUGUCAUUCACCAUAAAAUGUUGACGAGUCCAUAUCGAACUUUGAACCCGGCCGCGGCAGACAUCUUUUAUGCACCGAUAUACGGUGGCGCCUUGUGUGAUUGCUUUCGGAACGCAACAAAGAAACGGCAAAUCGUCAAAGACUUCUUUAAGUUUUUGCUGAAGACGGAAUAUUUUAACGCAGGGCGACCGCAUCUUUCUGCGCUUCCGAGAAUACAGCGUGAGAACGCGCAUAACUCUUGGCCGAUCCUCGCUCACAAGUUGAGCCAUGAGUUGGUCUACCUGACCAUUGAGAAAGAACUGGCGCCGGAGCGUGGCCUCCGUAAUCAUAAUCCCAAGGUCAAGGUCAUCCCUGUACCAUAUCCGUCAUACGCACAUUAUCAUCCUGACGGACUUGUCAAAGACGGACAAAACAUCCGUCUGUUACGGAAACAUUUCCUGGAGAGGGACCGUAAUGUUUUUCUUUUCUGGGCAGCUGGAGGCAGGAAAAGUAACUGGCUCAGAGGCAAUAUAAUAAUGCCGCAGUUUAACUCGACAAAACUCAGCUACCGUCGAUACAUGAAUGAAUUAACAACAAAACAUCGAUUAAAAGAAACAAUGAAUAGACAUUUGAAUGUAACCAACGUAUCAUCAGAGACUUCAGUCCCAGCGUUAUGGCUACUGACACCAGAAUGCUGGAGUUACCAUCGCCAUAGUACCAUUCCAUGGAUGCAGCAUUCCACAUUUUGCCUCCAACCACCCGGAGAUUCACCGACUCGCAAAUCAAUAUAUGACUCCAUUCUCGCCGGGUGUAUACCUGUGCUGUUCGACCAUAAAUAUGGUCAAGUCCCAUUACCAUAUUCACGGAAACUGAAUUAUACCGAGUUCACUGUUUCGUUAUCAUUAGCGGAGCAGCUGCAAACAAACUAUGUUGAGAUUUUAAAGUCUCGAUAUACCGCAAAGGAUAUCAAACGUUUGCAGAAGAGACUGGUGGAAGUGGCACCUCUAUUUCAAUACAGCUUCCCGCUAAAUAACGGCGAGCCGAAAGAUGCAAUGGCACCAAUCAUGGAUGAAGUCAAGGAAGUCUUUAAGCUUUAGGGAAGGAGCCAUUUAGAAUAGACACUACCCUUGCCUUAGGAUUGUAUUUUGAUAUCACACAGUGUGACAUGAUGUCAAAAGCUGGCCACAGACCAGCAUAUGCAAUGUCAUAUCAGUAUUUCUGAUGUUGUGUAGGUUGUCAGUGAGUUAUAGUCUAAUACCGAAGAUCGAAUAUUCAACAAUGCCUCUGAUAAUGCAGUAGGUAUGUUGUGACACUCACAGAUGGUUUUAAUGGUUUUAAAUGUAACAGCUCUCAAUAAUGAUAUUCAGUUCCAACCAAUUCUCCAAGGUGGCAGCACUAGCCAGGCUCAGAGCUGCAAAACUUUGUCAACUAUUUCAGUUUGUUUCAUUGAUUUCAUUCUCUGGUUUUGAUCCUUGACCCGCUUUGGAAACAAGGCCUGUCAAUCCCUUGUAACCAAUAGCAGUUCCUUCCAUCUUGUGCCUUAAUAAACAUUGGUGAUAAGGAACCAACUCGUGUCUGCGUUAAGACUUUCUCACAACAUUUCCGAUACAUCCCCGUCCUCUCCAGUGUCUUAGUCACCUAGCAACCAGAUUUUCAUUAACACUGCCAACUUCCCAUUAAAUACAGUUUUUCUCCUAAACGCUAUUGUUGUGUAUAAUGCUAAUAAGUAGCAAAUGGUCUCAAUAUCGAUAUGAUUAGAGCAAUUUAAUAAACCAAAUGAUGUUUUGCAUUUAAUUUAAAGUAAUUUUACAUCUCAUGGAGUUGGUCGAGGAUAUGAUUAGGUUUAUUUUCUGUAAAGUUUAACUGAGAGUGAAAUUGGUAUCAAUUAAAGAUCACAGAGGAUAAUUUGA